Messenger RNA from Asparagus officinalis (garden asparagus), 1486 nucleotides. RefSeq names its product protein phosphatase methylesterase 1. Bases 108 to 1145 code for a protein of 345 amino acids. The record is from RefSeq and is a predicted model, not a curated record. Gene Ontology annotation, biological process: protein demethylation. Lineage: Eukaryota; Viridiplantae; Streptophyta; Magnoliopsida; Asparagales; Asparagaceae. The transcript is spliced from 14 exons. Gene Ontology annotation, molecular function: protein methylesterase activity.
ACUUGCAAAGUCUUGUAUUUUUCAUCGCGACCGGCAUCGAUCAUCGCGUCUCAUCCCAAAAAUCUCCGAUUCGUCGAUCGAAAAGCAACAAUCCAAAAACCUCUUCAAUGGACCCCAACGAUCUCUCAUCUCUACCAGAAGAAAUCUCUGAAGAAGAAGAAGCGGCUCCUUCUUCCGCUUUUGAUCAGUCCUCAAUCCCUCCCCGCCCCGAUCCUCAGAAUUUACGAGAAAAGUACUCGCCUUUGGAUUGGGCUGGAUAUUUUGAUAAGGAAGAAGAUAUCAAAAUUCCCGAAUCGAAUAAUGUGUUUCAUGUUUACUUGGCUGGAUCUGAAGGGCCUGUUGUUUUUUGUCUACACGGAGGUGGUUACUCAGGGCUUUCCUUUGCAUUAACUACAAGAAAAAUCAAAGAAAGGGCUCGGGUUGUAGCUAUGGAUCUGAGAGGUCAUGGAAAGUCAUCCACCGAUAAUGAUGUGGACUUAUCUAUUGAUACUCUAUGCAAUGAUGUUUUGGCUGUUCUGAAGGCAAUGUACGGAGACUCUCCACCUGCAAUUAUACUAGUUGGACACAGUAUGGGUGGUUCUGUGGCUGUGCAUGUAGCUGCAAGGAAAGUCGUGCGCAGCGUGGCUGGCCUUGUUGUUGUUGAUGUUGUUGAGGGAACAGCCUUGGCAUCAUUAAUCCAUAUGCAGAAAAUUCUAUCAAACAGAAUGCAACAUUUCCCCACUAUCGAAAAAGCAAUUGAGCGGAGCGUCAGAGGAGGCUCCCUAAGAAACAUUGAAUCGGCCCGUCUAUCUAUUCCAUCAACACUAAAGUUUGAUGAUUCAAAGAAAUGUUAUACAUACCGAACUCCACUUGAAGAAACAGAGAGUUACUGGAGAGGCUGGUAUGAAGGCCUUUCUGAGAAGUUCUUAUCAUGCCCAGUGCCAAAGCUCUUAUUGUUAGCAGGAACGGAUAGAUUAGACAGACCUCUUACUAUUGGUCAAAUGCAAGGCAAGUUUCAGCUGGUGCCUGUCCGUGGAACUGGGCAUGCUAUACAGGAAGAUGUACCCGAAGAAUUUGCAGAAUAUGUUCUGAACUUUAUCUCUCACAAUCGAAUUGGACCUAAUGGUGUUGAGAUACCAGGUUUAAGUAAGUGGACAAAGAAAUAGAGCAGAGUUCCAGGACUUGGGCAAUGUGAAAUAAAUAAAAGUGACAUUUUAGCUGAGCACACAACAGAGACGAGAGGCAAAGGCGCAAUGUGAAAGAUACUUCUUUGCAGAUUUCGUUCCGAUGGCAUUAGCCAUCUCUGUGACAUGUGAUGUAGUCAGAUUUCUAUGGAAUGUUACCUAAAGGAAAGACAGGAAAGGAGAGUGGUUUUAGCAUAUGCAGCUCUUCUUGGUGCGUCCGCAGAGAGAGAGAUGUAUCCUUGUAUGUUUCAACUCGUAUUUCAGUAGACGUGCGGAUAUCUUUGCCGUGUGAUCUAUAAGAAUCAAAUGCUAAAUUCAGAUGA